GUAAACAUGGUUUCUGCCAAGAAGGAGGGAGAUGGUGACUGCGAUGUACCCCACUUCUAUUUCCACUCUCCUCUACUUUCUGUGUGUGGCGGCUUGCAUAAAGAGAAUAUCUGGACAGAUCAGAAAGGAUGAGAAAUUAUACCCGGAAAAUUUCACACGCAUUCUGGACCGACUUCUGGAUGGAUACGACAACAGGCUCCGACCUGGAUUUGGGGGUCCAGUGACAGAAGUGAAGACCGAUAUUUACGUCACAAGUUUCGGCCCAGUUUCCGACGUGGAGAUGGAGUACACCAUGGACGUGUUCUUCCGCCAGACGUGGGUGGAUAGGCGGUUAAGGUACGAUGGCCCGGUGGAGAUCCUCCGGCUAAAUAACCUGAUGGUGACCAAAGUUUGGACCCCUGACACUUUCUUCAGGAACGGCAAAAGAUCUGUGGCUCACAACAUGACGGCACCCAACAGACUCUUCCGAAUCAUGAAGAACGGCACUAUCCUGUACACUAUGAGGUUGACAAUAAUUGCAGAAUGUCCAAUGAGACUGGUUAAUUUCCCGAUGGAUGGCCACUCCUGCCCUCUCAAGUUUGGCAGCUAUGCCUACCCAAAGACUGAGAUGAUCUACACCUGGACCAAAGGCCCGCAGCAUUCUGUGGAAGUCCCACCUGAAUCGUCCAGCCUGGUACAGUACGACCUGAUCGGACAGACUGUGUCAAGCGAGACUGUAAAAUCUAUCACAGGUGAAUAUGUGGUAAUGACGGUCUACUUCCACUUGAAACGGAAAAUUGGCUACUUCAUGAUUCAGACAUACAUCCCCUGCAUCAUGACUGUAAUCCUUUCUCAAGUGUCUUUCUGGAUAAAUAAGGAAUCCGUGCCCGCCAGAACUGUCUUUGGUAUCACCACUGUUCUCACAAUGACGACCCUCAGCAUCAGCGCUCGGCACUCUCUGCCCAAGGUCUCGUAUGCCACUGCCAUGGAUUGGUUCAUCGCCGUGUGUUUCGCUUUCGUUUUCUCUGCUCUCAUCGAGUUUGCGGCUGUGAACUACAUCACCAACGUUCAGGCAGAGAGAGCCAAGAGAAAACAGGCCGCAGCCGCCACCAAGAGCUCCACACAGUCAGGCAAAGCUAAAGACACAGAGGAGGUUCUACAGCAAAACUCAGACACUAAUGGCAACCUGCGGAAACGUGUCAACUCCAAUGUUCAGUCUCAACCAGACUCCAAGAAGACCCAAAGAACCGAAACGUCUAGCAAGAGCGGAGCAGCCACAUCCAAACCGACCUUGACCAGCCAAUCAUCUUCCACCUCAGAGGGUACCAGCAGUUUUUCCAGCCAAUCACGUCUCAGCCCCAGUUCUGCCAGCCAAUUAAAUGCAGCCACUUCAUCCUCUGCAUCCAAGACAACACCGCCGGCCCCACCCUCAACGCCAACAGUUCCAGAGAAACCAUCACCCAGUGCAACUCCAGGCUCCGCCCCUCUUCACCAUCUCCUGGGGCCUAAAUUAGAGAAUAUUAAAAAGAAGGAAACCAAGGCUGCACCUCAACCUGCCACUCCUCCAACCGGAGGAGCCAGCAAGAUCGAUGAAUAUGCACGUAUUUUAUUCCCAGUGUCCUUUGGGGCAUUCAACAUGGUUUACUGGGUGGUUUACUUAUCCAAAGACACCAUGGAAGCAAAGGGAGGCUAACAAGAACAGGCUUGGAUGUUUGAACCUUUUUUUCAACAAGUCAGAUGAAAUAAAGAGCCCUCUUAAGGAUUACAUUAACAAGCAAUUCCAAGAAACUAAAUUAUAUUACAGCAGACAAAAACUGCACAAGCGCACGGAGAGAUUAUCUGGGUGAAAUAAUAUUAUUAUUAUUUUUUUUUAAUCAAAAGGGCCAUACACAAGAUUAAGCAUGUGGAUAUAUUAUAAUAAGUAAAAAUAAUUAAAUAAA
This is a messenger RNA of Cyprinus carpio (common carp), 1919 nucleotides long. It is a transcript of the gene gabra4, whose product is annotated as gamma-aminobutyric acid type A receptor subunit alpha4. Lineage: Eukaryota; Metazoa; Chordata; Actinopteri; Cypriniformes; Cyprinidae. The record is from RefSeq and is a predicted model, not a curated record.